AUGGUCAACGACAUCAGUGAAUGGUCGUCGAGGAUCUCGACGAAACUCUCCGCAUGCCGGGAAGGAGAGCUGAUCAAAGCAUUCUACUCCUCCCUUACAGGCGCGAUCACCACAAACUCCGCCCUUGCCUCCGUGCCCAUGGACGAUCACCUCUGCCACAGAGGGCAUGCCGUCUUCGACACUUGCACUCUGGCAAAGGGGCGAAUCUAUCGACUCAGGACUCACAUCGACCGCUUCCUCGCAAGCGCGCAUGGGGCGAGGAUCGACCCUCCCCUAUCACGCUCCGAGAUCGAGAACAUCAUCCUACACACCGCCGCUGCCUCUGGACUCAAGGACGGGUCCGUCCGCUUCUGGCUCUCUGCAGGACCAGGAGAUUUCUCCAUCGUCCCCAAGCAGGGAUCCUCUUCUUUCUACUGCGUCAUCUUCGUCGGCUCGGCACUACAGCACGAGAUGGGCAAGGCACCUCCUGCCAUCUCCGAGGUAACAGUGCGUGACGUCCCGCUGAAACCGCCGGCCCUGAGCUCGAUCAAGACCAACAACUACCUCCUUAACUCCCUCACCGCCCUCCGAGCGCGCGAUCUGGGAGGGACCUUUGGUAUCCUUGUGGACGAGGAGGGUUUCAUCGCUGAAUCCUGCGUCCUUAACGUUUCCUUCGUGCUCCCGGACAAGACCCUGGUCACUCCCACGUUCGCUCGUGCUCUCAACGGCACCACUGUGCGCAAAUGCCUCGAGUUUGCAGAACCUAAACUGAUCGCUGAGGGUCUGAUCAAAGAAGCCCAGCAGCGACCCAUCGCGGAGGAGGAGGCUCAUACGGCUGUGGAGAUUUUCCUCACUGGAGGCGACCUGCACUUGUACGCCGUGACGUCGUGGGACGGGGAGCCAGUCGGAGAUGGUCAGGUCGGUCCUGUGGCGACGAGGCUGCUCUCCGCACUUGAGGAUGAGGCGAUGCACGGGAGCAGCGAGCAUCUCCAGGUUCCAUACUCGUGA
Messenger RNA from Guillardia theta CCMP2712, 987 nucleotides. RefSeq lists its product as hypothetical. The coding region runs from base 1 to 987 and encodes 328 amino acids. Gene Ontology annotation, biological process: carboxylic acid metabolic process. Gene Ontology annotation, molecular function: catalytic activity. The record is from RefSeq and is a predicted model, not a curated record. The transcript has a single exon. NCBI's taxonomy places the organism in Eukaryota, Cryptophyceae, Pyrenomonadales, Geminigeraceae.